This is a messenger RNA of Erinaceus europaeus (western European hedgehog), 4307 nucleotides long. RefSeq names its product interleukin 7 receptor (gene IL7R). The coding region runs from base 53 to 1444 and encodes 463 amino acids. The record is from RefSeq and is a predicted model, not a curated record. Gene Ontology annotation, cellular component: external side of plasma membrane; membrane. The transcript has 8 exons. NCBI's taxonomy places the organism in Eukaryota, Metazoa, Chordata, Mammalia, Eulipotyphla, Erinaceidae. Gene Ontology annotation, molecular function: cytokine receptor activity; protein binding. Gene Ontology annotation, biological process: positive regulation of receptor signaling pathway via JAK-STAT; cytokine-mediated signaling pathway; hemopoiesis.
UUAUCAUUCCCUGCUUGUCUCUCUCCCUCAUUCAUUCCUACACACAGGUAACAUGCCUGUUCUCUGCUCUCUCUCUCUCAGAAUGACAGUUCUAGGUAUACCUUUAGGCAUGGUUUUCUAUUUACUUCAAACUGUUUCUGGAGAAAGUGGAUAUGCACAGAAUGGAGAUUUUGAAGAUGCAGAACUGGAUGACUACUCGUUCACAUGCUUUAGUCAGUUGGAAGUAAAUGGAUCCCAGCACUCACUGACAUGUACUUUUGAUGACCCAGAGGUCAACAGCACAAAUCUGGAAUUUGAAAUAUGUGAUGCACUUUUAUAUGCAAAAUGUUUGGAUUUUCAUAAAUUGAAAGAGAUGUAUAUUUUAAUGACAAAGAAAUUCUUACUAAUUGGAGACAGCAACGUUUGUGUAAAGCUCAGGAGAAAGAAUAUUACUUGCCGAAAAAUGAACAUAGUCAAUAUAGUUAAACCUGAGGCUCCUUUUGACAUAAAUGUCAUCUACAGAGAAGAAGCAAAUGAUUUUGUGGUGACAUUUAAUACAUCACACUUGCAAAAGAUGUAUGUAAAAGACUUAGUACAUGAAGUAGCCUACCGCCAAGAAAAAAAUGAAAAUGACUGGAUGAAAGUGAAUGUGUCUAUCACAAAGGUGACACUUCUUCAAAGAAAGCUACAGGCUGAUGCAAUGUAUGAGAUUAAAGUCAGAUCUUACCCUAGAAAAUAUUAUGAAGGCUUCUGGAGUGAAUGGAGUCCACCCUACCACUUCAGAACUCCAGAGAACAAGCGUCUAGGUGAGAUGAAUUCUAUUUUACUCACUACCAGCAUUCUGGGUUUUUUCUCUGUGACUCUGAUGGUCAUCUUGGCUGGUGUACUCUGGAAAAAAAGAAUUAAGCCUAUUAUUUGGCCCAGUCUCCCUGAUCAUAAAAAGACUCUAGAACAACUGUGCAAAAAACCAAAAAAGAAUUUGAAUGUGAGCUUCAAUCCUGAAAGUUUCCUGGACUGCCAGAUUAAUAAAGUGGAUGACAUUCAAGCUAAAGAUGAAGCAGAAGGUUUUAUGAAAGACAGUUUACCUCCACAAUUAGAGGAGUGUGAAAAGCAGAUAUUUGAGGGGGAUGUACAGGGACAAAGCUGGCCAAGUGCCAUCAUCACUCCAAACAUUUUCGGAGGAGAUUCACCCUUCAGAUUCCAGUCUGGGGAUAUCAGUAUGUGUGAUGUCCCUGAGACCCCCUCCUCCAGGACCCUAGACUGCAAGGACAGUGACAAGAACAGACCUCAUAUAUAUGAGGGUCUAUCACUAGGUCCUGGAACUGUACCCCAUAUUCUAUCCCUUCCUUUCCCUUCCCAAGCAGGAAGGAACCCUGCUGUCCAGAGACAGACCCUCCGCACAUCCUUGGGAUUAAGUCAAGAGGAAGCUUAUGUCACCAUGUCUAGCUUCUACCAAAACCAGUGAACAGUAAUAAACUCAUCACUGGAACCAGCUAAGAUGACCAAGAUCCUAAUUUAUGUCCAAGCAUAAAGAAGACACAAUUAAUGCCUGCCCCUCACUAUGACUUACAAAGUUCUGAAAUAUCUUUGGAACCAUUCCUGCCUGCCUGCUUUUGUGAUCUUCAGGUUGAUACAACAGCAUGCAUUAUCAGAAAUCAAAAUGAUUAAAUAUUUCAUAAAGGAAAACAUUGCAUAAAAAUAAAAAAUUCAAGGAAGAAAGGGUAAGGAAGUAAGAAAGGCAGUAAGAGAGAAAGAGGAAAAGAAUGAUAGCCACCAUUAUUAGAAUGUACUGUUUUUCCAUUGUUACCCUAAGUGCUACCACACAGCUUAUUUAUUGUUACCACACAGCUUAUUUACUGCAGCCUCACAAUUCUAGGAAGAGGAAGCAAUAUUAUUCUUAUUUUAUAUACUUUAUGAUUGAUGAACCUGAAAUUUAAAAGGGUAAAGUAAGCUGCCUCUGUUUUCCACUCAGUGUGGAAUUAAGAUCUGAUACCUCGGAAUGUGACUGCAAUCUCUCUGGAGUACAUGCUUUCCUCUUCACGCAAGACUAUUUCAUUCUUAAGUGCCAAGUCUCACCAAAAUCAGGAUAAUUCAUAUCCAAACUGAGUCACUUUUCAAAGUGAUACUUAUAUCCAGUCAUUCCAGGACAGCAAAUAUAAGCCCCGAAGUGUCCCAGAAAAGAGGGAUAAGUAUUCAUCUAAAUUAAAAACAAAAGAAUUUAUGAAUACAAAACUGAAUAACUUGUUUCAUAAUGUAUAAAGUACCAUGACCAGCCAUGUUUAUAGCAGGCAAAUAAGGAGAGAAAAAGCUACAUAAAAGUGAUCAAGAGAGAAUAAAGUGAAAACCCAGCAUUUCUAUUGGGUAGAUGAAUCUGUUUCUGUUCCUGGAUAUAAGUACAUUUGAGCAGCAAACCAGGGAUUAAUUCUUCUAUGUGUAGAGACUGCUCCACCUCAAAUUCAUCCAGAAAAAAAGUCCCCAGUUCCUCAGUUAUGGAUACUGCCACAAAUUUCAGAACAAAGGAGUAAUAAGGACAUGUAGUAAAUGACCGAUGGUGGUCAUGUACAUGAAGACAUAGAGAAGAAACUUGUCAUUAACAUUUGAGAUGUGCUAUCUCACAUUUCUUGUCUUAGGUUAAUUUCUAGUCACUAUUUCAAAUAAAAUUUAAAAAUUUCAAAGUCUGAAUUUGGGGGGCAUCUCUCCCAAAAUCGCUCCUCUCUGAUAUAUGCACAAAACAAGGCAGAGCAGCAUAGAUUCAGGGUUUUAUCUAGGAUUUGUCUUUCUCUACCUCCACCACACCCCCUUUGUUUUUCUGUUUACUGGAAGGACUGGAAGGGGGGCUAAGUUGUUGUUGCUUGUUUGUGGGGAUAUAUAUUUUUUAAUUUUCCUCUUUGGUGAUGCCUAUAAAUAGUUUUAAAUUGUGGUCUGAUGGACUUUAUUAGGUUUAGAGACCUAAUAACAAUCAAAUAUAACAGAUAAUAUUAGUCACUAUAUUGUGUAUUGUUCAUUCAGAAAUAACUUUCUUUGAAUCAGAAUUAAUGGAUAUGAGCCCACCGUCCAUUAGAUUUGCUUUAGCAUUUUUGUGAUUUCCAAAGUACUACCAAAAUAAUUUUCUUCUUAAUUUUCCUGACAACUAUUUAUGGACUACAAGCUAUGCACUAAUAUAGUGACAAAUAUAGGGAUAUAAGACUAAUACAGUUAUUAUCUCGCACCUCAUGAGAUAAAAAUGUUUACCUAAGGUGAGUUUUAUAAGCAUUACUAUGAUUAAUACAAAAGGUUGUACUGAAAGUAUAUGCAAAAUGUCCUAUUGGAAAGAGUAGCAAAAAUGUCAAAAGUGACAUUCAUUUAUAUGAAGGAAAAGUGGAGUCUGUCUGGAACAUAUGUAACACAAGACAAUUCCCACUGGGUAAGCAUGCAACAUUAACUUUUUUGUGAAAAUGUGAGCCAAGUCUCAAAUAAAGGUCACCACAUAAAACCUCAUAUCCCAUCUAAUUCUCUAAUACCAUCUUCACAAAAGUCCUAUGAAGCAUUACUAAUAUUAUUUCUGACCUUUGGGACAUCAAACAAAGGAGUCAUCCUUAACUGUUCAAGACUGGAAACUGUUGUUUGUGCUUCUGGUAGAUAUAAACAGACUAACUUCAGAAGAUGAAGUUAGAGGAACACUGAGAUCCCCCCAUCCCCUGCUUUACAAAUCCUGUUUUUAUUUCUGUUUCAGUGCUGUUUAUCACAAGUUUGCUUGAGUUUAGUGUGCAAAUGUCUUUCUAUAUUUGGAAACAUAAUAUUCAUGUUUUAUACUAUUAUUACCAUAAUUGCUGCUAAUGCUUGGUUAUAUUGUAUACUCAAGGGGCAACUGUACAAUAUAAGAUUACAAUCUGUUGUUACCAGCUCCUCUUCUGGUCAUGCACAAAAUAUAAAGUAGAGAUGUAAACUGCUAGUUUUUUUAUAGCAGGAAAUGAAAAGAAAACUGAAAAAUGGACAUUUUUAAAUCACUUAGACAAAAAUAUCUGAAUCUAGGGGAGAUUGGCUUAGUUGACAUGUUUGCCUCUUUCUUCAUUCUGGUUUCCAUGGAGAGUUGCUAUAGAAAAACCCAAGCACAGAAUGUUUUAUAUGUGUAUGCUUGCAGGGGUACAAGAUUGAAACUGGCCAGGAAGAAGGUGAGAAUAUAUGGUAGAAUAGCUAGAAAUGACAUUUCUGUCAGCUCAGUGCUUUAUUUUGUGAUUUGUCUCUGAAUUUGAGUAUGUACUUUGAAUUUGUAUUACAAAUAUUUUGCAAGCUGCUAAAUUUAUAAGUAUCUGAUGUAUCUAAUCAUAAUUAAAUGCUAUGGAACUCUU